Molecule: messenger RNA, 5993 nt
Organism: Callithrix jacchus (white-tufted-ear marmoset)
Lineage: Eukaryota; Metazoa; Chordata; Mammalia; Primates; Cebidae
Gene: KIF3A
Product: kinesin family member 3A
Biological process (GO): microtubule-based movement
Molecular function (GO): microtubule motor activity; microtubule binding; ATP binding
Source: RefSeq, a predicted model, not a curated record
AGGCGUAAUUCAAGGGCGUAGGGAGCCUGAGACAGGCAUUGGGGCGGGGCGAGCUCGGAAUGCGCCUGCGCACUGGGCACUUGCGCCGGAGGAGCCGCAGUCUGGAGAGCGCCAGGGCGGUGUUUCGGUUGUCUCUGGCUAGCCUUUGUGCGCACCCGGUGUCGUUGGGCUGCACCGCGGGCGGGUUCGUCCGCCGGGCACGGGAGGGGGCCACGAUGCCGAUCAAUAAAUCAGAGAAGCCAGAAAGCUGCGAUAAUGUGAAGGUUGUUGUUAGGUGCCGGCCCCUCAAUGAGAGAGAGAAAUCAAUGUGCUAUAAACAAGCUGUCAGUGUGGAUGAGAUGAGGGGAACUAUCACUGUACAUAAAACUGACUCUUCCAAUGAACCUCCGAAGACAUUUACUUUUGAUACCGUUUUUGGACCAGAGAGUAAACAACUUGAUGUUUAUAACUUAACUGCAAGACCUAUUAUUGAUUCUGUACUUGAAGGCUACAAUGGGACUAUUUUUGCAUAUGGACAAACUGGAACAGGCAAAACUUUUACCAUGGAAGGUGUUCGAGCUGUUCCUGAACUUAGAGGAAUAAUUCCCAAUUCAUUUGCUCACAUAUUUGGUCAUAUUGCAAAAGCAGAGGGUGAUACAAGAUUUUUGGUUCGAGUGUCUUAUUUGGAAAUAUAUAAUGAAGAAGUUCGUGACCUUUUGGGAAAGGAUCAGACACAAAGGUUAGAGGUUAAAGAAAGACCUGAUGUGGGAGUUUAUAUCAAAGAUUUAUCAGCUUAUGUGGUAAAUAAUGCUGAUGAUAUGGAUAGAAUUAUGACACUAGGCCAUAAAAAUCGUUCUGUUGGUGCAACUAAUAUGAACGAACAUAGUUCCCGUUCUCAUGCCAUCUUUACAAUAACUAUAGAAUGCAGUGAAAAAGGCAUUGACGGUAACAUGCAUGUCAGGAUGGGGAAGCUCCAUCUUGUAGAUCUUGCUGGUUCAGAAAGGCAAGCAAAAACUGGAGCUACUGGACAGCGCCUAAAGGAAGCUACAAAAAUCAAUCUUUCACUUUCCACCCUUGGUAAUGUAAUUUCUGCCUUGGUUGAUGGAAAAAGCACUCAUGUGCCUUAUCGUAACUCGAAAUUGACUCGUCUUCUUCAGGAUUCCUUAGGAGGAAAUUCAAAAACUAUGAUGUGUGCAAAUAUUGGGCCAGCAGAUUACAAUUAUGAUGAAACUAUCAGUACAUUACGGUAUGCCAAUCGUGCUAAGAAUAUUAAAAAUAAAGCUAGAAUUAAUGAAGAUCCAAAGGAUGCUUUGCUGCGUCAGUUCCAGAAAGAAAUAGAAGAACUGAAAAAGAAGCUUGAAGAAGGAGAAGAAAUAUCAGGCUCUGAUAUAAGUGGAUCAGAGGAAGAUGAUGAUGAAGAGGGUGAGGUUGGAGAAGAUGGAGAGAAAAGGAAAAAAAGAAAGGGCAGUAGCAGCAGCAGUAGUUCAGACUCCACAUGUUCUGUCAUAGAGAAACCUCUGGAUAAGUUCUUGCCUAAUCAAGCAGGUAAAAAGAAAGUCUCCCCAGAUAAGAUGAUUGAAAUGCAAGCAAAAAUUGAUGAGGAGAGAAAAGCACUUGAAACAAAGCUUGACAUGGAAGAAGAAGAAAGAAACAAGGCUAGAGCUGAAUUAGAGAAACGGGAAAAAGAUCUUCUUAAAGCCCAACAAGAACAUCAGUCUUUGCUGGAAAAAUUGUCUGCCCUGGAAAAGAAGGUAAUUGUUGGUGGGGUUGAUUUGUUGGCCAAAGCUGAGGAACAAGAGAAACUUCUUGAAGAAUCUAACAUGGAACUGGAAGAAAGGAGGAAAAGAGCAGAGCAACUUCGCAGAGAACUUGAGGAAAAAGAGCAAGAACGUUUGGAUAUUGAAGAAAAAUAUACCAGUUUGCAAGAGGAAGCACAGGGGAAGACCAAGAAAUUAAAGAAAGUGUGGACUAUGCUGAUGGCUGCAAAGUCGGAGAUGGCUGAUCUCCAACAAGAACAUCAGAGGGAAAUUGAGGGCCUACUGGAGAAUAUUCGGCAACUUAGCCGGGAGCUUCGACUUCAGAUGCUUAUUAUUGAUAACUUUAUACCUCGGGAUUAUCAGGAAAUGAUUGAAAACUACGUCCAUUGGAAUGAAGACAUAGGAGAAUGGCAACUAAAAUGUGUUGCCUACACGGGAAAUAACAUGAGGAAGCAAACCCCAGUACCUGAUAAAAAGGAAAAAGAUCCCUUUGAAGUAGACCUUUCUCACGUGUAUCUCGCCUAUACUGAGGAGAGUCUCCGUCAGUCUUUGAUGAAACUAGAAAGACCACGAACUUCAAAGGGGAAAGCAAGGCCAAAGACAGGGAGAAGAAAGCGUUCUGCAAAGCCUGAAACUGUAAUUGACUCUUUGCUGCAGUAAAUGUUACAGACUUAAAGUCACAAUAAAAAUUAAUGAUACUCUCAUGCCUGGACAAAAUCUUUAAUUAAAACACUGAAGACUUCUCUUAUAAUUUUAAAUAAUGGAAGCUGUAGAUCAGUGAAUAAGACCGGAAAUAGUAAUUUGCCUAAUAACUUUUAGUCUACAUAUAUUAAUGUAACAUAUUAAAAUUGUACAACUGGUGAUUGUUCAAUUUGUCAUACUACUACUCUUCAAUUGUACUAUGAGGGAAGUUGGGGGAGCAGUUCAUACUAUAGAGAGCUACAGUUUAGAUGUGUGUAUAAAUUGGUUAACUGAACUACUGUAUAUUUAGAUAACUAGAAUUUCAAAAUAGAAACUGUGUCUUUUUUUGCACAUAGAAGCAGAUCAGAUUGUCCUGUGUUGCACUGUUGUAUAUGAAUGUUUGAACUGCAUAUCUAAGAAAUGACUCCUUUACUUACUAACCCACCCGGCCUGUUUAAGCACAUUCUAAUUUUCUGACAUUCGUUGCAUUUUAAGUAUGAGAUGACUGAUCUUAUUAAUAUUCGGUAGAAAAUUUUAUAAUUCAACAAUCCUUACAAGUAUACAUACCUUUUAAAAAGUUGAAAAUGUUUCAUCUGGAUCUUUCCUAAUUUUCUUGCCAGUUUGAGUUCAAAUCAAAUACACCUUAUGUUCUGGUUUCAUAUUCUCUUGAAACAUUGAAUUGUACCUAAAUAUAAAGGAUCUACUGUUGCAGAAAAUUAGGAAGCUAAAUACCGGUCAGUUAUCUUUGCCUGCAUGUUUACUUUUAAAAAUUCACUUUGAAGUGUAACUUAUGGAUGCUUCUCUUUGAAUUCUAAAUUUUGGUGGGAAUUACUUUAUAUCUCCCAGUUGUGAAGGGUCUCUAUUUUCCAGAAAAUGCAGCUAAGCAAGAAAAAUAUCUUUUAAAUACUUAGCCUUUAAAACACUUAUUUUGUUUUUAUAUUUUAAAAAUGAAAUAUUCUUUUCUGAAUUUCUUCUACUGAGUAAUCCAGUUAGACCAUAUUCCUCUACAAAUAAAAAUUAUGUUCAUUUCAUAGUAAAGUUAAGUUGUAAUAGAUAGAAUUAUUUUUUCUGUUGUUUGCUGCUUAUGAAAUUUUUAUUUAUUUUUUUAAGUUAGGCUACUCCUGGCUGGGCAUGGUGGAUCACUUGAGGUCAGGAGUUUGAGACCAGGCUGGCCAACAUGGUGAAACCCCGUCUCUACUACAAAUAUAAUAAAUAAUUAGCUGGGCGUGGUAGCAUGAGCCUGUGAUCCUAGCUACUUGGGAGGCUGAGGCAGGAGAACUGCUUGAACCUGGGAGGCGGAGGUUGCAGUGAGAUGGUACCGCUGCACUCCAGCCUGGGUAAUAGAGUGAGACUCCAUCUCAAAAAAUUAAUACAAAGUUAUGCUACUCCUAAACCACUUCAUAUAUGUUUUGUGGUUUUCAAAAUUAUGUAAUUAGCCCUGAAACACAUUGGUUGAAAAUAUUUUGAGACUUUAUAAGUUAGUAUUUAUUAAAUAUUAUUUUAAUAAGUUUUGUUAAAUCCUAUUUUAAAUUACAAAGCUGUGUACAGAGUAGGGGUGAGUGAAGGUGGAGUACUGUUGAGGUGUGAUUAAAAUGUAUCCAUAAAUUUAAAGUCCAUUCCAUAAUUGGAAUACUGAAUGUCCUGUGUGUGCUGAACAUUUUCUAAGUGAUUAGAAUUGCAUUUCACUGAAAGCAUUUCUUUGUGGUAUGUAAGAUAGUUAGAAGUUUACUACUUAACUCUGUGGGGCAUUGUUUAGGUACUAUGAAGGGUUGAGGUAAAUAUGUGUCUUGUAAAAAUUUGUGUGAUCAGAAUAUUUUGGUAAUUAUGAAACGUUUUGAUGAUGCACAUAUAACUGCUAGUAAUUACUCUAAAGAAAUGUUAAUUUUACCAGUUGAAAAAAAAACAGUGCUUCUUUUUAAAAGUUCAUGUUUCUAACCUUUUACAAUUCAGCUAACAGGAAAGGAGUAACUUUUAAAUCAAGCUUUAAAACAUGGAAAUUUAAGCCAGUAUGUUAGAUAAUUUAUAUCCCACCCUACCGUGAUAACAAAAAGAAAUCUAUAAAAAGUAAAAAUAAAAGCCCAUCUAUAAAAAAUCAGUUGAGUUCCUAAAGCAGGCUACUAUAGCAGGGGUGUGUGUUUGUUUGGAGACAGUCUUCACUCGUUACCCAGGCUGGAGUGCAGUGGGAUGAUCUCAGCUCACUGCAGCCUCUGCCUCUUCGGCCUUCUGAGUUGCUGGGACUACAGCUGUAUGCCACCACACCUGGCUAAUUUUUGUAUAUUUUUGUAGAGACAAGGGUUUGCCAUGUUACCCAGGCUGGUCUCGAACUUGUAGAGCUCAAGUGAUCCACCUGUCUUAGCCACCCAAAGUGCUUUGAUUUCAGGUGUGAUUGUAGGCCUGAGCCACAAUACCCGGCCUACUAUAGCAGUUUUUUAAAAAGAAAGCAUUAUGUUAAAACUGAUUAUACCAGAUGGACAUUAAAUAUCCAUCUCAGAAAUACCAAAAUUUGAUAUUCAAGCCUGGCCUGAAUAUCCAUAUGAAAAUAUGGGACACUGACUUUAUUCAUUUAGCUCCAGUGAUAGCAUUUCUGUGAUUUCUUCACAUCUACUGUGUCUUUGUCCACAAAUGAAAUAUUUUGUAACUGCGGUGUUAAUUUUGUGAAAGGAUAUAGAUGAACACACUUGCUCAUUAUUUGAAAUAAAUAUGCAGAUUUAAAAUGAGUGGCACAUAUAUGUAAAUUGGUUAUUGAAUGAGUAUUCUCUUUUUACUUUUAAGAGUCAUAUUUAUUUUAUUAAAAGGAGCUUUGGUAGCUAUUGGUUUAUAGUAUCUUCUUUAAUAAUCCUUACAAUUACAUAUGCUAACAGGAUGUUAAAAUUAUUAUAGUAUUUCCUAUUUGUGUUUAGAUUUUUAUAAAGCAUGAGACGAGUAAUCAGGAGAGGGUUGCAUCUCCACGUUUGCCUCAUGAAUAGAAUCCAUUUGACAAGCCAUUUCAUUUCCUUUCUUGAGAAAGGAAUUUUUUUUUUUUUUUUUUUUUUUUGCUGCAAAAAUUUAAGGUUAUGUUGUGGGAGGGAGGGAGUGGUGCUACUUCAUCUGUAACAUAUUUUAAAACUAUGAUUAUGGUUUUUAGGUUGUUUUUUGUUUUGUUUCAGUUUCUUUUUAGUCUGUUUUUAAUAUCCUUCCCCUUAACUCUUACGGAAAGUCCUCCUUUUUCCUACAGGGCUGUGAAUUAAGGAAUGGGUAGCGUUUACAUUUAAGUAUGCCAGUGUCUACCCGAUUUCCUAAUGUAUACAUUUGUUUUCUUUUUAAUUAUUCUUUGUUCUUAAAAAUACUAGCAGAAAACAUAGAUGUUUCUAGUGCCUUUGAACUUAUACUGUAGUCUGACUAAUGAAUAACUUCAGUAGCAUUACUAUAAUACUGUAUACUGGCCAAAAUUACUAAUUUUACAGUUUGUUGCAUCAAUUACAAAAGCCACGCUUUCAUUGUAUUUUAUGUAUAAAUUGUAUUUGUUCAAAUUGUAUAUAUUGAUAUUGUAUGUAUACAUGCAGCAUGGUUAAAUAAGAAUAAAAAUCUUUUACCUAA